Messenger RNA from Penicillium subrubescens, 1243 nucleotides. Its product is annotated as DUF3712 domain-containing protein. Lineage: Eukaryota; Fungi; Ascomycota; Eurotiomycetes; Eurotiales; Aspergillaceae. Bases 242 to 1243 code for a protein of 333 amino acids. The transcript has 4 exons. Gene Ontology annotation, cellular component: fungal-type vacuole membrane. The record is from RefSeq and is a predicted model, not a curated record.
UUUUCUGUAUGAAUCUUAAUUUUUCUGUCUCUUUUCAUUAGUCACCUUAGGUUUUUUUGUCCCCCGAAAUCCUCGUUAUAGCGGCGAACGGCACCAAUGUGAGCCGUGUCCAUGAAGCGAACAGAAAGCUUCCUAGUACAUCAAAUAAGCCAAAAGCAGAGAAAGACAGAUUGGAUUUCCUGAAGAGGGGGAUUUUGAACCUUCAUCAAAAGAGCUCUUGAGAAGAGCCGACAUACCCUGGAUGGAAUUUCGGAGACAUUGGCGCCGCUUCUGGUGCUGCUACUUGGUGGGAUCGAUCAUAUUUCUCGCAAUUUUCCUCCCGAUAUUCUUUCUAGUUAUUAUUCCUGCCAUAGCGCAGAGAAUCGUCGACAAUACGAAACUUCUGGUGUAUUCCGCCUCGGUCCUGGAUCCCAAGCCAGACACAGUCACAUUCACUGUUGAUACUUCCUUGGAUAUUCCUUUGGCUGUUAAAAUCCGAACUGACCCCCUCAACCUGAGUUUGUUCAAUCGAGAUGAAAAACCGAUGGAGCCAUACUUUAUUGCGGCGCUGUCGACUUUCAGCUUGAAGGGAGGUACAAACAUGAUCAAUUUGACCCAGCGCGACAACAAAAUCCUCAGCCAGCAUCAGUUUGUGAAAAUCUUAGCCACGGCGGUGUAUCAAGACCGUUUUGUGAUAUCAGUGAAGGGAUCUACAGUUGGCCAUAUUGGGGCGCUCAAGGCGUCUUUGGCCCUAGACAAAGAUGUUGAACUGACCGGCCUGGACAAGUUCAGCGGCAUCUCUGUUCCGUCUGCCUAUUUGAUUCCUAAGCAGGAUGAUGGCACAAACUUCAAGGCAACUGCAGUUCUGCCCAACCGCUCGGUUUUCACGAUUGCCAUGGGCAAUGUGACUGUGAACAUCCAGAGUGCCGACCUAAUUCUUGGACAAGCGACCGCGUACGACCUCGUGCUAAAGCCAGGAAAUAACACUGUUAAUGUUAGUGGCUGGAUAGAUCUCGGGACCGUGCUUGAGAAUCGCUCCGAAUUUCUCUCCACCCAAACAAAAGCAUUGGAAGAAGGCGAUAUAGAGAUUUCGGUUACCGGAAACUCGACCAUUUAUAAAGGUCAUCAUAUUGGCUACUAUGAAGAGAUCUUGAACAACCUUACCCUUACCACUCGUGUUCCAUUCAUGAACUUAUUAGUGGACACGAUUCAUGGGAUGAUGCACUUCAGUUCUGACUCUAACUGGAGUAGCCCUUCAGUGUAA